AUGUCAGUCACGUCCAACCCAUAUGGUCCCAACCCAUCAGAUUUUCUUUCCAACGUCAACAAAUUCGAAUUGAUUGAAAGUACGUUGAGAGAAGGUGAACAAUUUGCCAAUGCAUUUUUUUCCACUGAAAAGAAGAUUGAAAUAGCUAAAGCUUUGGAUGAUUUUGGGGUUGAUUAUAUCGAGUUGACAUCGCCAGUGGCUUCUGAACAAAGUAGAAGGGAUUGUGAAGCCAUUUGUAAAUUGGGAUUAAAAGCCAAGAUCUUAACUCAUAUUAGAUGUCAUAUGGAUGAUGCUAGAGUUGCCGUUGAGACUGGUGUUGAUGGAGUUGAUGUUGUUAUUGGAACAUCACAAUUUUUAAGAAAAUAUAGUCAUGGUAAAGAUAUGAAUUAUAUCGCUCAAAGUGCUAUUGAAGUUAUUGAAUUUGUCAAAUCAAAGGGAAUAGAGAUUCGUUUCUCCAGUGAGGAUAGUUUUAGAUCAGAUAUUGUUGAUUUGUUAAACAUUUACCGUACGGUUGAUAAAAUCGGAGUCAAUAGAGUAGGUAUUGCUGAUACUGUUGGUUGUGCCAACCCAAGACAAGUUUAUGAAUUAGUCAAGACAUUGAAAUCGGUGGUUUCAUGUGACAUUGAAUGUCAUUUCCAUAAUGAUACUGGAUGUGCUAUUGCAAACGCAUACACUGCAUUGGAGGCUGGUGCCAAAUUGAUUGAUGUUUCAGUAUUGGGUAUUGGUGAACGUAAUGGAAUUACUCCACUUGGUGCAUUAAUGGCAAGAAUGAUUACUGCUGAUCGUGAUUAUGUCUUGUCCAAAUAUAAAUUACAUAAAUUGAGAGAUUUGGAAAAUUUGGUUGCUGAUGCAGUACAAGUAAAUAUCCCAUUUAAUAACCCCAUCACUGGAUUCUGUGCAUUCACUCAUAAAGCUGGUAUUCACGCUAAAGCAAUCUUGGCUAAUCCAUCAACUUAUGAAAUUUUAAACCCUAGUGAUUUUGGAUUAACAAGGUAUAUUCAUUUUGCCAAUAGGUUGACUGGAUGGAAUGCAAUUAAAUCAAGAGUUGAUCAAUUGAAUUUGAAUUUAACUGAUGAUCAAGUUAAAGAAGUUACCACAAAGAUCAAAUUGUUGGGUGAUGUAAGACAAUUGAACAUUGAUGAUGUUGAUUCAAUUAUUAAAGAUUUUCAUCAACAACAAACUACACCUGCUUUGAAACCAACUGAUAAAAGUAAUGAACCGGUUGCUUCAGUCGAGGAGGAAGUUGUUGAGGAGUCAGAAGCAAAAAGGCAAAAAGUUUAG
This is a messenger RNA of Lodderomyces parapsilosis, 1281 nucleotides long. It is a transcript of the gene LYS22, whose product is annotated as Lys22p. The record is from RefSeq and is a predicted model, not a curated record. NCBI's taxonomy places the organism in Eukaryota, Fungi, Ascomycota, Pichiomycetes, Serinales, Debaryomycetaceae. The coding region runs from base 1 to 1281 and encodes 426 amino acids. The transcript has a single exon. Gene Ontology annotation, molecular function: homocitrate synthase activity. Gene Ontology annotation, cellular component: mitochondrion.